AUGCGGGCCAAGUACAGCAGCACAAGGGACAUGCUGGAUGACGAUGGGGACACCGUCGUGAGUGUGCAUUCUCGAGCCUCGUCUCCAAGCCAGCAGCCAGAGGCUGGACGCAAAGGGCACCGGCCUCCCUCUUCAGUUUGGCGUCCAGUGGCCCUGACCUUGCUGACUCUGUGUUUGGUGCUGCUGCUUGGCCUGUUGGCCCUGGGGCUUGUGUUUUUCCAGUUCUACCAGCUUGCCAACACUCAGCAAGACAGCAUUUCUAACAAGGAAGAAAGAUUGGCGAAUCUCUCCCGACAGCUGCAGUCUCUCCAGACAAAGAACAGGAAGCUUGCAGAAAUUCUGCAGCGCGUGGCUGAAAAACUGUGUCGUGAGCUGUAUAACAAAACUGGAGAACACAGAUGCAGCCCUUGUCCAGAAAAAUGGAAAUGGCAUGGGGACAAAUGCUACCGAUUCUGUAGAGACAGCAAGAGUUGGCAAGGCUGUGAAUAUUUCUGCCUUGCAGAGAACGCCACCAUGCUGAAGAUAAACACGCAGGAAGUGCUGGAGUUUGCCAUGCCUCAGAGCUACUCUGAGUUUUUCUACUCUUAUUGGACAGGGCUAUCCCGCAAUGGCAGCAGACAGGCGUGGCUAUGGACCGAUGGAACCCCGUAUUCCUCUGAACUGUUUGAGAUUAUAAUAGAUUUCACCAGCCUAAGAAGCAGGGACUGUGUGACCAUCCUCAAUGGGAAGGCUUUCUCAAAGGACUGCAAAGAGUUGAGGCGGUGUGCGUGUGAAAGAAGGGCUGCAGCAGUGAAGCUUGAGAGCCUCCAUUAGCCUCUCUGAGCCAUUACGUGGAGGUGAUUGACUCUUCCGCCAUAAAGGUGAUGUCAAGCUCCCUUCAGGGAAAUUGAAGAUCAGAACAAAAGUCAAUUUCUUUAUGGGCACCUGUAAUCAUUUGGUUUCAGUUCCUUUUUUUCUCCUAUUGGAGCCAUGUUUGUACAACAAGGCAGCAAAAUGAUUUGAGCCAAGCAAGGUCGUUGCAAAGGAUAUUUGAGACAUUGGGAAAUGGGAAAAAAGGAGGAAAGGCAGUUUCUCUGACAGGUACAAGAAGCACUUGCCUGUUUCCUGCUCCAGAUCGCCAGCAUUUCUGAGCUUGGGUUCAUGCAAAUGUUUAUGAGUCACAAAGAAGUCCUAUCUGCAUACCACCCACCAGUCGCAGACUUUCGUAAAGUUGUAAUCUACCUUCUUGACCUAGAGAUGCUUUCCAGCGUUCUUCCUUCUCAUCAUCUAAUAUCAUCUGCCUUUUUCCAUGUCUUCCUUAAUAUUUGGAGAAGUGAGAAACUUACUGAAGUAGAGGAAAUAAAGGUGUGUAACAUUCUUUACUCCAAAGGUCAAGUAGACCAUGAGAAAUUAGCAGUCAUUUUCUAUACAACGUUCUUAAAUACAGAACUAAUUCUUUCUGUUUCUGUUUGCUUCAGUCCAUACUUUUCCCUUCCUACUCUCUCAAUAAAGCCCCCCACCUGCCAUGUCUAGGGCUUGCUUCUCACUGGGGUAACUCUCUUUAUUAGAAUCUUAACUUCUUUUUUUUUUUUUUUCCAACGUUUAUUU
Molecule: messenger RNA, 1587 nt
Organism: Puma concolor (puma)
Lineage: Eukaryota; Metazoa; Chordata; Mammalia; Carnivora; Felidae
Source: RefSeq, a predicted model, not a curated record